GGACGUUGAAGGAGUUGAAGAUUUGUAUUGUAUCGUGAUAUUCCGGUAGAAAUUGUCUAAAACGCCUUUCCAAAGUUGGAUAAAAUCAUGAGUGAUGAGAAUGAUGAAGCCCAUGAUGUUGGGUUUGUCUUAAUUGCAAACGAAAUUCUACAGAAGUGCAAGAUAAAUGGAAACGUGCAGUCGCUCAAAGAGUGCUCCGACUCCUUUUUUAUUGCUAUAUAUGAAGGAAUAUUGGGGGAGUCCUUGGAGGGUAUCAUAACCAAUGCAGUAUCUUAUGAACAACGGAUUUCAAACUGCAGCAAAGUCAUUGAAGCGUUGUCACAUGAUGUUCUAAAUGUAGACCUGUCCCACAUUACAGCAGAGAAUAUUGUGGAAGGUGAUGUACCAACAAUUCAAAAUCUUCUGGAAAUAUUUAAAGAGCUAUUAGAUUUCAUCCUUGAUGUGGACGAUGAAUUUGACCUGGACAAUGCUGGUGAGCAAGAUGACUCCAAUAUCUUGUCUUCUGAUCAUGAAGUCAUCUCUGAUGUACUUCAAGAGGAACUUGGUCCAUCAACUCAUGCUUUCAGAUUUACUCCAAAAACUACAGCUUUAUCCUCAGAUGGUUCAACAGUUGGAGAGCCUGAACUAUCUUCAAUUCCAAAAUGUAGCGAUGUUCCAAGUUCACGAAAUUCCGACCUUGACAGUAAUUCCACUGAUGAAAUUAUCAGAGAAAGUGAAUUAUUGGAACGUCAAUUCCUAAGGGACUAUCCUUCCUUGCGCAAGGUAAUUAAAGAUCAGGGGGUGCCUGUACACCCUGAACUUGCUACGUCAGGUAGGAUUCACACCCUGGAUGAAUGUUCAGACCCACCCAGAUAUGAAGAAAAACUACCAAAAGGUCGAGAUGAGGCUACAACAAGGGACAGAUAUACUGAUGGUAGAAUUAGAGAGGUGUGUGUAUCUGGUACAACUAAGGAUACUCGUGUAUCAAGUGGUACCACUAGAGAUGCCCCUGGGGCAAGAGGUACAAUUACAGGUGCUUCUAAACCAAGUGGUACAACUAGAUAUGACUCUGGACCAAAGGGUACAACUUGGGAUACUUGUGUACCAAUGGGUACCACUAGAGAUGCUUCUCUACAAAGUGGUUCAACUAGGGAUAUUCAUGUACCAAGGGGUACCACUAGAGAUGCUUCUUUACAAAGUGGUACAAAUAGGGAUACUCGUGUGCCAAGCGGUACCACUAGGGAUGCCUCUCUCCAAAGUGGUACAUCUAGGGAUGCUCCUCCUAUACCCAGCGAUACAGCAAGGAAUGCUAUACGAAAUGGUACAACUGGAUGGACUCCUGUCUCCAGCACAGACAAAUUACCUGGUCACGCGGACGACGGUGACACCAUACGCAGGUUACGUGAUUCAUUUACAAAACCAGUGACAAUCCCAACGGGAUUACAAGCGAAAUCACCAGACCAUUCUGGUGAAUACCCGUUUGGAACAGGGAAAGUUGGUGAUGAAAGGGGGUAUAGAAAGAGACACGAUUAUGGUGAUUCAUUAACAUCGGCUGAUACAAAACAUAAAUCUCGAGAUUUAACGAAUACAGAAAUCCGUACGAAAGACAGGCCAGUGAAACGCGCAGAAUUUCCUAAGCAUGCCAAAGGAAGAAAUGAACAUGCUGGUUUGACAAAAAGACCUGAGUUGUCGUCUGAAGAACCAGGAACCACAGCCGCGAGUUUGACAGCUCGUAGAAACGGUGAUAUACCAAGUAAAGCCAAAAACGAUCUACAAUCUGAGAACGGUUUAACUGCAAGAGGAGCGAGAAAAAUCGGUGUUCAGGAUACAGGUUCUGAUUUUGGUGAAGCACCGAUUCGUUCAAAGAAAAAAUCAACUCAUUACAGACAUGAUUCUGAUCCCACAAGGGAUUUCACGGACAUAAAUGGACCGAGGACUGUUGACGCCAAAUCACGACCGGGUGCGUUGGGGAUUAGGAGGGUGAAUAGGGGAGACCGAGGGAUAGGUAGGGAUGGCAAUGGAUAUGGUAAGGGUAAAAAGGGUGAAAAGGACAAGCGACCUCGGGGAGUAGUAGGUGGGCAAAGAGGAUCAAGGGGUGUUAAGGUGAUGAAGGAGGGGAUUGAGCAACGAAAAGCAAUAGGGGUUAAAGGGGGAUCUAUUGAGAUCAAGGAAGUUGGACAAAAGGAGGGUGAUGCAGUGAAUUCAGUGGUUUCAGAGGAUAUGAAGAGACAUACGGAUGGUUCGGAAUCGUCAGGCGUGUUCUGGGACGAUCAAAUAUCUCCAUUGGAUGUCUCCGAAAGAUUGCGAAACCCGAGUCAAGGACUCGCAUUUGACGAGGUUGGCCUCGCCAAGAAAUCGUCCGAGUAUGAAGCUCGUCAUCAGAGACUCGGGAAGGAAAAAGAAUCACGUGAUACACCUGUGGUCCGUCACUAUCAUCAUCAUUUUCAUCAUGCAAGUUCUGAAGACUUAGUACGUGAUGUAGACUUGAGUGAAAGGGCUCAGAGUUUUGAGAAUGUCGCUAGAUCGAGAAAUAAUGAAGAACUUGGUUCAAGUCUCACAAGAAAGGAUCCUAGAAACGCUGACCCAGAACCACGUCAUACACUGAGAAAAGAUGUAUUAAUGAAAAAAGAUGAUGAAAUAUCUCUAAAGAAACGCUCAGUAAAAUUCGAUGACAAUGUCGACACCUUCUUAAUCACGAACAGACUUGAGAGACUGAAACGAGACAUGGAAAUUGAGCGAAAUGAACAAAACAGGAGGGGAAUGCGAAUAAAGAAUGGUUAUGACGGGUAUUUGGAUCGUUUAAAUAAAGAACACAGACGAAUGGAAAAAGAACUGAAAGGAAUACCAAAGAAAACCAAAAAAUCGAGCCCCUAUCGUGCGAAACGUGUCGUGUCUCCCUCUCCACGUGUCCCUCAGAAGAAGGCAAGAUAUACCAGUACAAGAGCUAGGAAACGAAGCAGCUCAGCUAGUCCCAAGGUCCGCAAGAAAAAGAAAGCAGCCAAACAACUUGAGAAAGGUGACGUUAUUUUACCAACAUUACUUGACGAGUUUCCAUUUCUUCAUCUUUCUCCGCACACGCUGCAAACGAUGAGAAAGAAACAAACUCAGCAACUCUUGAACCUUUCCAAGUCUUCGCAAGCAGAUAAAAGACAGACCAAAACACAAAAGGUUAUCGAAGACGCCGAGAAACGACAGCAAACGUUGCUGAAAAUACUUCGCAAAGAUCUCCAACACAAUGAAAGAAUGCGUGAGCAGAAACAACGGAAGGAACAGGAACGUGCGAUACGUUCAAGACUUCGUGAAAAACGACACGCGACUGCGAGAGCACGCAGAUACUACGAAGACUACCAGUUACGAAUGAGGGCAAGAAUGUUGAAACGACGAACGAAAGAGGAACAGGUUUUCAAGAAUCUGUUUGAGGACGGUUUAGAAAUUCAAAAACAACGAGUCCGUGAACUACGUUCAUACGCAAAAGAACAGCGAGAGUUGAGAGCUUUGAAACAACAAAAUGAACUAGAAUCCAUCGAAAAUUAUUACCAUGAUCAGUAUUCGAUUUUAGCCGAGGCGAUCGCACAGGAAAAAGAAGCGCUUUUGAUCAGGGAGAAAGCACAAGAAAAGGUUAUUCAUCAAAUGCAACGCAAUCUUCGCCAGAAACUUCAAAAGGAAGUCUCGGACAUACAAGAGACUCUCGUUCGUGACGAAGAUGACGCGUACUUCCGACGACUGGACGCCGAAAGGCUCCGACGUCAAUUGCAGAUGACGGCGUUUCAAAACCUUAGCUGAGACCACUUUGAUGGUCACGUGAAGUAAGUAAUCCAAACACGUGAAGAAGUGAUCCAAGCGGAAAGGUAUCUAUGCCAUUCGCUGAGAAACGACAAACUGUAAGUAAUCCUGUUAGUAUAGUUUCAUAUAUUUAUAUAUAAUCCAUUUAAAAAUGCCAUAAAUAUGUAAAAAUGUACGAAUUGGACUCAAAAGAGACAUUCUAAACAAUAAGUCAUUCGUAAUUUAUUUAAACUAGAAUAAAAAGCUGAGCAAAAUCAGUUCGCAAAAUAUGAAUACAGCCAUAUUGAUUUGCAUUAGUAUCAAUUC
Dendronephthya gigantea is the source of this 4068-nucleotide messenger RNA. RefSeq lists its product as uncharacterized. Lineage: Eukaryota; Metazoa; Cnidaria; Anthozoa; Malacalcyonacea; Nephtheidae. Gene Ontology annotation, cellular component: spindle pole; centrosome. The record is from RefSeq and is a predicted model, not a curated record. Bases 88 to 3762 code for a protein of 1224 amino acids. The transcript is spliced from 13 exons.